Molecule: messenger RNA, 504 nt
Organism: Laccaria bicolor S238N-H82
Lineage: Eukaryota; Fungi; Basidiomycota; Agaricomycetes; Agaricales; Hydnangiaceae
Exons: 4
Coding region: 1-504 (167 amino acids)
Source: RefSeq, a predicted model, not a curated record
AUGCUCUUCGGCGUCACGACUUCGCUGCUGGCUUAUGCCUGCCUAGCUACCGCGGUGACCACCUUUACCGUUCCACACCUUGCAGGCCAAGAUGACACGCCCGCUUUACUAGAGGCGAUGAAGGACCUCUCUUCGGAUUCGACGAUUUUAUUCGAAAGCGGUAUCACUUACAAUAUCUUCACGCCCAUUCAAUUCCCCGAAUUAACCAACGUCGAAAUUCGUAUUGAGGGAAACCUAACAUAUCCGACAGAUAUACCGACAAUACAAAAAAUUGUGGGUGCGGCGGGUUUUCCUGGCUCAUGGAUCACCUUCACUGGUGGAACCAACGUGACGCUUCAGGGCUCCUUGGAUCCUCAUUGGGGAUGGAUUGAUGGUCAUGGCCAAGCGUGGUGGGAUGCCCAGAAUCAGAUUAAUCGUCCGCAUGGAAUUGCAUUUAGCCAUAUCAACAAUGGCGUCAUUCGGAAUAUGAAGAUUUGGAAGGUAUCGUCUCAUCCUUCACGGUGA